Messenger RNA from Triplophysa rosa, 2547 nucleotides. RefSeq names its product basic helix-loop-helix ARNT like 1a (gene bmal1a). NCBI's taxonomy places the organism in Eukaryota, Metazoa, Chordata, Actinopteri, Cypriniformes, Nemacheilidae. The transcript has 19 exons. Gene Ontology annotation, cellular component: aryl hydrocarbon receptor complex; transcription regulator complex; cytoplasm. Gene Ontology annotation, molecular function: DNA-binding transcription factor activity, RNA polymerase II-specific; RNA polymerase II cis-regulatory region sequence-specific DNA binding; protein dimerization activity. Gene Ontology annotation, biological process: regulation of transcription by RNA polymerase II; circadian rhythm. The record is from RefSeq and is a predicted model, not a curated record. Bases 181 to 2061 code for a protein of 626 amino acids.
GACACACGAAGGGAAGAAAAGUAGGUCAGAGACUGAUUUCGUUUAUGUCACAGUUCCUCACCGACCGGGACGUCAAAUUACUGAAUAAAACUGUGAUGUUGAGUUAUUCCUCCGGUUUCUUUCGCCGAUAUAGUACAUGCUUUGAACACAGCUGCUUGACUGAAUCUGUGCGAUGAUCUAAUGGCAGACCAAAGGAUGGACAUAUCCUCCACGAUGAACGAGUUCAUGUCCCAGAGCUCCGCAGAUCUCAUCAGUAGUUCUAUCGGCAGCUCGGGCAUGGAUUACACCCGCAAGAGAAAGGGCAGCACCACCGAAUACCAAAUUGAUGGCUUUUCAUUUGACGAUAGCAUGGACACAGACAAAGACAAGACGCUCGGAAGAGACGACCAACCGGGCCGGAUCAAAAAUGCCAGGGAAGCUCACAGUCAGAUCGAGAAGAGACGCAGGGAUAAAAUGAACAGUUUUAUAGAUGAGCUGGCAUCUUUAGUUCCCACCUGUAACGCCAUGUCUCGCAAGUUAGACAAACUCACUGUACUUCGCAUGGCCGUCCAACAUAUGAAGACGUUACGAGGGGCUUCAAACCCUUACACGGAAGCAAACUACAAACCAGCAUUCUUGUCUGACGAUGAAUUAAAGCACUUAAUUUUGAGGGCUGCUGAUGGCUUUCUCUUUGUAGUCGGUUGUGAUCGUGGAAAGAUCCUUUUUGUCUCAGAGUCCGUUUACAAAAUUCUCAAUUACACUCAGAAUGAUCUGAUUGGUCAGAGUUUGUUUGACUACUUGCAUCCGAAAGACAUCGCCAAAGUAAAAGAGCAGCUGUCGUCAUCAGAUACAGCUCCACGAGAACGACUCAUUGAUGCCAAAACCGGUCUUCCAGUGAAGACUGACAUCACACCCGGACCCUCCAGACUGUGUUCAGGGGCUCGCCGAUCCUUCUUCUGUAGAAUGAAAUGCAACCGUCCCUCUGUCAAAAUGGAGGACAAGGAUUUUCCCUCAACAUGCUCCAAAAAGAAAGCAGACCGCAAGAGUUUCUGCACUAUUCACAGUACCGGCUACCUUAAAAGUUGGCCGCCCACCAAGAUGGGUUUGGACGAGGACAAUGAACCUGAUAACGAGGGCUGUAACCUCAGCUGUCUGGUGGCCAUCGGCCGUCUGCAUCCGCACAUCGUCCCACAGCCCAUGAACGGCGACAUCCGCGUCAAACCCACAGAAUACGUCUCCCGCCACGCCAUCGAUGGCAAGUUUGUUUUCGUGGACCAGAGGGCGACAGCCAUCCUUGCGUACUUGCCCCAGGAGCUUCUAGGAACAUCAUUUUACGAGUAUUUCCAUCAGGAUGACAUCGGCCACCUCGCAGAGUGUCACAGACAAGUGCUACAGAUGAGAGAAAAAAUCAAUACAAACUGUUACAAGUUCAAAAUAAAGGACGGUUCCUUCAUCACCCUGAGAAGCCGAUGGUUCAGCUUCAUGAACCCUUGGACCAAAGAGGUGGAAUAUAUAGUCUCUACAAACACUGUGGUUUCAGGCAGUAUGCUUGAAGGAGCAGACCCUAGUUUUUCACAGACCGCUUCGUCUCCUCAGAGCAUGGACAGCGUUUUAACAUCAGGAGAUGGUGGAAGGAAACGUGCCCUUCAGAUCGUUCCUGGUAUACCAGGAGGGACUAGAGCAGGAGCUGGGAAGAUUGGACGCAUGAUUGCAGAGGAAGUGAUGGAGAUUCAGAGGAUUCGAGGCUCCUCCCCCUCCAGCUGUAGCUCCAGUCCUUUGAACAUCACCACCACACCUCCACCUGACACCUGCUCUCCAGGCGGCAAGAAGAUUCAGAAUGGUGGUACCCCAGAUCUGCCUUCAGCAGGAAUCGUGCCUGGUCCGGAUUCAAUAGGAUACCCAUAUUCAAACAAUUCUUUAAUGAGUGAUAACUCCCAUCUUAGUAUUGACAUCAUGGAAGAACCAGGAUCCAGCAGCCCCAGCAACGACGAGGCAGCCAUGGCCGUUAUCAUGAGCCUCCUGGAAGCUGACGCUGGCUUGGGCGGACCUGUGGAUUUCAGCGACCUGCCAUGGCCUUUGUGAAACCACAGCGGAGUCCCACAAAGACAAGUGUUGGGUCCAAGGCUAAUCGGGUUUGACCACAGCCAAUCAAAAGACCCACAGCGCGUGAGCACUAGCGUGCGGAGGACUAACAAGGCUGCUGAUGUUAAAUAUAGAGGACUUCCAACUCAAAGCACACAAAUGGUUUUGUUCCAAACUUCAAGCACCCCCGCUGAGCUCGCAUUGAACUUCACACCAUCCAUCCGACCUGCCUGUUUCUCUGUAGAUAUCGGCCUGUAGUAUCCAUUUGGUACCCAUCGUGGAUAUCUUUCUAUACAUAUAUAAAUAAACAUUUUUGUUUGUGUUUUAAUGUUUUUACACUACGAAGGUUGUUUAAAUGUUAAAUAUUCUAUAUGCAGAUUGUAACUAAUAUUGUAAUUCUAUUAUGUAAGAAUUCUUUAUGCAAAAUAUAUAUGGUAAAAGUGUAUUGUAUCAGCAGUGGAUAUUUUUAAAAUAAAAAAAUCUUGU